CCAGAGGACGGGCGUUAGGAUUGGUCACAGGUGAGCCCUCCCUCAGCUAACAGGACGACAGGGUGAUGAGCUGUGAUGGCUCAUACCCGCCUGCAGGGGGCGCUGUUCUCGAGAGAGCAGUAGGUGAGCAGGGGCUGCAGCAGGGUGUCCAGUGCCCGGGGGUUUCCCGCACACCCACGCCCACGUCUGACGGUCCCCAGCGCCCCGCCGCAGUGGAAUAUGUAACCCAGUAACGGGCUUCGGUUUUAUUUUGGGAGCAGCACCGACGUCGGUCCCCUUCCAUUCGCAGAAGAGGCUGCGGCUGGGCUCAGGAUGAACGUUCCUGUCUGACCACCCAGCCAGGGAGUUACAGGCAGCAGUCACUGGCCCCCAAAAAACCAGCGCUUGCACAGGCUGCUGUGUCUGAAGAAAGCUUACCAUCUCUGCACAGUAAUUACCACUUCCUGGACGCCGAAAUGCUGAUGGCUCUGAGCGCUGCGCCCCAGUCCGGCCUGCUCGACGCCCAGUUCCCCCCGGCCCUGCUGCCCAAGCCGGGCAAAGACAACGCUCGCCUCCAGAAGCUUCUCAAGAAGAGCGCCAAGAAGAGGCCCGCGGCCCCCACCCCGCAGCCCGCCCCCCCGUACCGCUCCACCCUGUCCCCCGUGAACGAGGCCAGCCCCGACCAGGAGCACAGCGACGUCUCCACCCCGCCAAAGACGCCGGACUCCCCGGCCCACAGCAGCACCCAGUACACCAGAUUCACCGUGAAGUCCUUCUACCAGCACACGCCGUCCCCUUACCCCCACCUGCGCGGCGUGGCCCAGGGCAAGAGCGCACAGUUUCCCCCGCAGCCUAACGCUGCUCCCCCACCAGGCUUUCAGCAGCAGAAGGGUACGUUCUACACGCCUACACCUCCACCACCACCACCACCACCACCACCGGCAUUUGAGGCUCCAACCUCUACUCCAGCACCAGCUCCAACGUCUCAACCAAUCACAACUCCCGGCCCAACUGCAGCUCCAGCAUCUCAACCAAUCACACCGCCUGGCCCAACUGCAGCUCCAGCAUGUCAACCAAUCAGACCUCCCGGCCCAACUGUAGCUCCAGCAUCUCAACCAAUCACACCUCCCGGCCCAACUGUAGCUCCAGCAUCUCAACCAAUCACACCUUCCGGCUCAACUCUAGCUCCAGCAUCUCACCCAAUCACACCUCCCGGCCCAACUGUAGCUCCAGCAUUUCAACCAAUCAUUUCUAAUGGUUUACCUGCUACUGCAGUAUCUCAGCCAAUCACACCUCCAGGCCAAAGUGUUGCCCCUGUUAAAGUUCAAGUUCACACUCAAGCUUUUGUGCCACCCUUGGGCCCAGUUGUGAACACAAACCCUCCUGUCCCCACCCAGGAAGGGGUAACCAGCCUUCUCAAUGGUGCACCUCAAACCACUGCAUCGGCAGUAAAUGGGGUCCAAGUGUCCCUGUCUACUGGACUCCAGGCCCGGACUGUAUCUGAACAUCCUGGCCCUCUGCUGAUUAACAUCCAAACCCUCAAACCCAAGAAACCCAAGUUUGAGGUUCCCCAAAUAAAGAUAUACACAUCUAAGGCAAUGUUUUAUGAGGCAUCGAAGACGCCACCAGACACUUCAGGAAUGAAAACCCCUGAUUAUGGAAUAGUGGACGGAAGACCUGAGAGUAAAACGCCAACAUACGACGGUUUGGUGGCGAAAACCCAGUCAGGGAGAUCAAAGACACCCUCCUACCAGCCUCCUGCUCCAAAAUCACCCAUUUUUGACAUAUCAAGACCCAAACCGCAGUUAUUCUCACCGUCUCCCAUCGUGAACUCGCCCCAGGUCAGCGGUGUCCCCACUGCCUACACUGACACUAUGAAGCACAUGGCAGUCUCUGCUGCUGUUUCCCUGGUAACCAAAGAGCCUCCAUCUGAUGCUGGCAGCCUAAAGCCCGCCCCUCGUGAACACUCUACAGUCCCAGCGAUGAACGAUCUUGGAACCAAAAAACCGAACGAUUUUUCGCCACCAGUUUCUACUUUGCUGAAUGGCAUAAUGGUUGAAAAGAUGUGUAAUGAUGUGUCAACAACGGUCACUCACGCACGCACAGACCAGAUGCCCAGGCCUCCUGUAAGCGAUGGACCUUAUGAUCUGGUUGAAGCGGCAACUGCUCCAGUCGGAUAUCAAACACCCAAGACAUCAACAUACAAGGCCCCCAAUCCAACAGCACCUGUAUUUGGGCAUCAAAAGGCAAGGACUGUGACUGGUGCACCACCUACACUCACCCCUUUUGGGCAGCAGAAACCCAGGACACCUUCAUCCGAGGCUCAAAGGUCGAAACCAAAAUCAACAUAUUAUGGAUUGACUCCGGCUGAAUAUGUUGCCUACGGUGGAAUAAGAAGCAAUUCGCCCGCUUAUAGCACUUCUGCACCCAAGACACUGCCACAUGAUGUGCCUGAAGCACCAGAGGUGAUAGGAGCCAGUACCCCUCUUUUAUCUGAAGCCCCAGCACCUGAAACACCCUCAAAACAACCAGAGAGACCUACCGCUGCUCCCAUUCAGGUGUCAAAAUCUAUUACUUCCACCAAUCUGCACACUGUACUUCAGACCCCUGUUGUUUCAACAGGUUCUACUGAUGUUCCAGGUCCAAAAGUACAGGAUAAUGAGCCUGGACCGACAAUUGAGUCCACAGUACCCAAAACAGAGACAAAAGAGUCUCCGAAACCGGCUUUGGAUGUACAGUCCGCUAACAUGCUAACAUCUUUACUCGGGGCAUUCAGGGGAAGACCUUCCACACAGACGCAGAGAGGAAAGGAAACACCGACAUCGUCAUCUUCUGGGGCCAAGACUCCUGUGGAGGAUUUAAGCGCCAGUAAAAUUCCAGCAAAUCAAAGGCAGACCGAGCCAAGUGCUCCGAGCCAAACCGCGCGGGAAACGCCCAAACCCACGGCUCCCCCCGCACGUGAAGUUUCACCGCCCGUGACCCCUCAGGCGGCCUCCGCUACCGCUAACUUUCCAACCGCGGUGAGUGCAUCACAGCCGCCGGCUCAGCUGACAACCAGUCAGAAAGCAGAUGGCAAGCCCCCAAAGACUGGCACGGCGGGGGCGGCGGGAAAGGCCGCUCAGGAGAAGAUUCCCGCAGAGGCCGGAGCCUCUACUUCGGGAAAAAAGAAGAACGAAGGGGAGAAGGCACUGGUUAAAGCGGCACCCCAGUCGAAGAUGCUCCAAAUGGCGAAGGGCCUGAAGUCGAAAAUCAGCGGCUGGGCGAGGCUGAAGAAGCACAUGGUGGUGGAGCCGGAGGAGCCGACGUUCCCGGAGCCGGAGAGCGAGUCGAAGAAAGAGGGCGGGGGCGGCGAGGCCCCCGAGGCGGGGAACGCCGGCGAGCGGUCAUCAUCGGGCGGGGAUCGGGACACGCCCAAGAACCCCCCGAGAGCGAUGAAGAUGUGGGACGCCGUCCUCUUCCAGAUGUUCGCCACCAAGGAGAACAUAAUGCAGCAGAUCAACGCCGGCAAGAGCGCCUCGGAGAGGAAGGAGCUGGCCGAGCAGCCGCCGAAGGAGCUCCCGUCGUUCGUCCACCGGCUGCCCGUCCUCCUGUACAGCCCGCGGUUCGACGCCCGGAAGCUGAAGGAGGCCGCCUCCGGGCCCCUCACCAAGAUCGCCGCGGUGUUCGAGAGGGGCCUGCUGAGCCGCAAGCAGCCGGACGAGGAGCCGAAAGACUUCAACCGAACCGCCAGAGGGUUCAACACUUCCAAAACCGCCUGAUCUGGAAGCUGGAGAAAGGGUGCUCUUUUAUGAGGGAAAUUGACUUCACACUUACACAAGGGGGGGGGGGGGGGUGUCAAUCUCUGACAUAAAAGAAUAUGUAAAAAAAUGAUCUAUGAUGCCCUUUAAGCCUGCUACACACGAAGCUGAUUUAGUCCAUCGCACCAGCAGAAAUAGGAUGGUUAAAUGUAGACACUGAUACGCUACGACUAACUGGUGUCACCAUGUCCGCCAUCACGCUCAUAGUGAGGACACAAUUUCAUGAUUUCACGAUUUCAUGCUUGCCGGAUUAGGUCAGAAUAAGUAAACUCUUUGCAUUCCAUGCUUUACAGUACAGCAAAAGAUUAUGUUGAUUAUAAUUUUUUUGAAAAUUUGCCCUCAAAUUACACUAUAUAUAUAUAUAUCUUUAUCUUUUGGUAGAAAAAACCCCCAGAACAAUGGAUACUGUUGCUAAGGCUGUAAUGAUAUGAAAUGAUAAUAACCACAAGUGUAAGUAAGUAUCAAUACAUACAUCCCUUAAAAAAGACAGCAGUCAUGUUAAAAUAUUUUUUUGUAUAAAUACAGUAAGAGAUUCAGUAAAGCAGAAUGUUAAGGGUUUUUAAGGAAUGGUUAAUAUCAGAGCAAAAUUUCAAACCUAAGAAUUUAGCAUUUAGUCGUUCAGGCAAGAGUAUUUUUAUUUUAUCGCCCACCGAUCUUAAUAAACCAACAAUUUAAGCUUCAGCACUGAAGCGGGCAUUUGAAUCCGAGAUGGAGAGUCCAUUUUGGGCCAAAGUACUGAAGGGCUGGCUAUGAUGUUUACCAAGUCAUUAUCAUGUGACCCUAGUCUGGAACCAAUCAUGUCUUUUCCCCUAAGCUUUAACUCACUUAAAAUGAAAAUGCAGAUUGAAAUCAGCAUUAACUUGCCAAACUGUGUCUGUUGAGAGAGAAAAAAAAAAAACUUAACACUCCUACUUAAUUCAAAAGACAAAAUUAAGGAUGAAUUGGAAACGAGCAGAUUCGACCACUUCAACAACCCAUCACAAAGUGGCCUGAUGACUUAGUGUUUGAGAUCUCACUGUAUGUGGGUGUAACAUAUGGGAAAAUUCACCCAAAGGUGGGAGAGAAGAAAUUAGUGAUUUCCUGCUUUGGCCACAACACCCGGGAAUGAUCUUUCCAGAUUAACCCCAUUAUUUGUUGGAAGCCAAAGCCUGGAAGACUGCCUUUUGGUUAAAGCAGGAAAUUCUCAGAUUAAUUCACCACAUCAGAUAAUUAGGGGUGUGGCUAAGUAUUACACAAACCAGGUUUGCAACAUUUAGAUUUAGCACUAAGAUUUAGAAAAGGCCCAGUAAUUAGCUUUCAUGCUUAUUAAUUUGCCGUUAGUGUAGUUGUAUAACUUCACAGUACACUAUAAUAUAGCAAUAGACCAGGGUUUUUUCCUGCAUAGAGAAAUCUUUGGCGCGCACCAAACCCUGUUCAUGCCAGGAAAAACCCUACAAUAGACUCAUUAAAAGUAAUUAAUUCAUAAUAAAAAAGCCAUAAGUAAAACUAAGCAAAUAAAAACAAUCCUGAACAAUAAUUACGUUUUCAGUAAAUUACCUGAAAAGUACGAUUUGGUUGGGAAAAAAAGACAUUUGAAUAGAAGGUAAAUAGUUAUAGUUUGAGUAAAUACAUGUCUUGUAGCAGUGUCUAUCUAAUAUAAUGUAAUGCAGAACAUUUUAUUAUUUAGAUAUUUUAUAUCUUUAUUGUAUAGAUUUUAUAGCAUUUAGGUGUGUUACGGCACACAUGGCAUGUUACCCAUAAUUUGUGGUAUCAUAACUUUAGCCAUGAAUGUAGAAAUAAUGGAAAUGUAGCAAAAAUGUUUUAUUUUCAUAUUUUCUUAUGCAGUGUAUGUUUUGUAAUGCCUAUUUAUGUCUCUGUCAAAGCAUUUGUGUUCAGUCUUUCCGCAUGUUUACAGGUCAAUUCAUUAUCAACAACCCACAAAGCUAAGACAUCUUCUUGAUACUUUUGGUAAAGUAAGAAAUGGGUAUGUAAAAUUCUGCAAGCAUUCAUUAAUACCCUCGGAUAGUCUGGUAGAGCUUUUAAUCAUUUUGAACACAAGAAUAUUAAAAACAAUU
This is a messenger RNA of Anguilla rostrata (American eel), 5830 nucleotides long. It is a transcript of the gene prr33, whose product is annotated as proline rich 33. The transcript has 3 exons. Lineage: Eukaryota; Metazoa; Chordata; Actinopteri; Anguilliformes; Anguillidae. Bases 456 to 3737 code for a protein of 1093 amino acids. The record is from RefSeq and is a predicted model, not a curated record.